UCUAAAAACCCCAAAUAUUUACACAUACCCCUCUUUCAAAAAAUUCUACCGCACCGCCACCGCCACCGCCAAUUCCUCCUCCUCCGCCGCCGCCGCCGCCGCCGCUACAUCCAUGUCCUCCCCUUCCCCCCGCCGCCUCCCCUCCGACACCGAAGAUCUCGCCCCUCCCUUCCCGGUAAAGCCCGAUUCCCCAUCUCCUCCGCCGCCGCCGCCGCCGUCGAAAUCCCCCGCUUUCCCCGGGCGCGAGGACUGCUGGUCGGAGGAGGCGACGCGGACCCUGAUCGACGCGUGGGGGGCCCACUACCUCGGCCUGAACCGCGGCAAUCUCCGGCAGCAGCAGUGGCGCGAGGUCGCCGACGCCGUCAACGCCGCCCACGCCUCCAAACUCCGCCGCACCGACGUCCAGUGCAAAAACCGCAUCGACACCACCAAGAAGAAGUACAAGAUCGAGAAGUCCAAAUCCCUCCAAUCCAACGGCCGCUACGCCUCCCCCUGGCCCCACUUCCACAGCCUCGACGCCCUCAUCGGCGACUCCUUCUCCAAAUCCGCCGCCGCCGCCGGAAACAAAAAUCACCGCCGAAAGAUCUCCCCACCGCCGGAGAUCUCCCCAUCUCCGUCCCCGUCGCCGUCGCCGGAGCCGAUCUCCGGCAACCGGAAAAUCUCGCCGGCGAUUAACCGGAGCCCCCUGCUGAGGCUCCCGUGGUCGGUGCCGGUGGGGCCCAGGUCGAAGCGGUCAGGCCCGGGCGGGGUCACCGAGCGGAACUUCUCCGUGAUGGCGGCCGCCGCGGCUGCGAUGGAGGCUGGGCGGGACGAGGAGUACGGCGACAGCGGCCUCGGGGGUGGGCGGCCGGCGGCAUCCGCCAAGAGGAGGAAGAAGGCCGUAACGGCGACGGGGAGGCGGGACGGGUACCGGAUGCUGGCGGCGGCGAUAAUGAGCCUCGGCGAAACCUAUGAGAAAGUGGAGGUGGCGAAGCAGAGGCAGAUGGUGGAGUUUGAGAAACAGAGGAUGCAGUUUGCUAAGGAUUUGGAGCUUCUUAGAGCUCAGGUUCAACUUGACAACCUCAAGCACUUCCCAAAAUAUUACUAAUAGUUAAUUGGAGAAGUGGGAGAAAGAUUUGGCAAAAUGAUGGGCUGAUCCUUUUGGAAAAUACAAGUAGCUGUUCAUCUUAGUUAGUACUAAUAUACGUACAGUUCUUGCUAAUUUUAGAUUAUACUUAAUCUAUAAUUACUGGGUAUGUUGAAACUAUGUUGGUUGAAUACUUUUGUAACAGUGGUAUAUUAUGAAAUGUUCUUUUUUUGUGUGUUAA
Messenger RNA from Salvia splendens (bonfire salvia), 1307 nucleotides. RefSeq names its product trihelix transcription factor ASIL2. The transcript has 2 exons. Bases 113 to 1087 code for a protein of 324 amino acids. Gene Ontology annotation, cellular component: nucleus. The record is from RefSeq and is a predicted model, not a curated record. Lineage: Eukaryota; Viridiplantae; Streptophyta; Magnoliopsida; Lamiales; Lamiaceae. Gene Ontology annotation, molecular function: transcription cis-regulatory region binding.